Messenger RNA from Gymnodraco acuticeps, 2879 nucleotides. Its product is annotated as zinc finger protein 239-like. The transcript is spliced from 3 exons. Gene Ontology annotation, biological process: regulation of transcription by RNA polymerase II. The record is from RefSeq and is a predicted model, not a curated record. NCBI's taxonomy places the organism in Eukaryota, Metazoa, Chordata, Actinopteri, Perciformes, Bathydraconidae. Gene Ontology annotation, molecular function: RNA polymerase II cis-regulatory region sequence-specific DNA binding; DNA-binding transcription factor activity. Bases 1466 to 2563 code for a protein of 365 amino acids.
UUUAUACCGAAUGUAAUGUGUUUAAUGUACUUUUAAAACACAUACAAAUACUUAGUUUAUCCUUGGAGGGUGAUUUAUCUGUUACACCGUGUUUUUGUUGCCUCCCGUUUUUUGUUUGUUGCUUUUUAUACCACGUUGCUAAUCGGUAAACAUAAGUAAAGGCAUUAAACGGAGAUUAGUGUGUUUAACAGCAGUGUUUUAUCAAGGAGAAGAAAGACUGAAGAACCAGGACGAAGAGGGUGUGGGUGGGUGGAUGUGUGUGUGUUUUUGUGUCUAGUUUGAAUGACUUUGUAUACUGCAGGAUAGCUUGUGAAUUUACUCCAGGUGGAACUAAAGUCUGAUUUAAGAGUUAAUUAUAUUUCACAUCAUUCAUCCACAUAUGUAAAGCAACUAAAGGUAUUCAAUACAUAGUGGACUAAAAGUACACCAUUUACCUCUGAAUUGUAGUGGAGUAAAAGUACAAAGUAGCAUUAAACGGAAAUAGUGUUGACAGACCUGCUGUUCAAGUCGCCGUGACAGACCUCACUUUUACCUCACCUACCUCUAUUAAGCUUACCAUUGACAACAAAUGCUAAAUUGGCUAUAAUUUGGUUUGAUGGAAAGGAUGUAUGUCUCAAUAAAGUCUUUUCAGACAUGUGCAACUAGACAGAACAUCCUGAACUCUUAACCUAUGCACAUUAUGCAUUUUAGAAGGUGCAAGCAAAGCAUAAAAGUUCCAACCACAAUUCUAGGAAGGUAUUGUGGUUUUUGACACCUUGACAACGGUUACAACGAUUGAGGACAACAAUGCACACAGGAUGAGAGCGAACUGUGUACAGACUUGAUGAUUUUAGAUCCAACAUCCAGGAGAAACACAUCUUAGAGACAAUAGAGACAGUUUUGUUAAGUUUGCUUCUGUUAAUAAAUUACAUUUGCAUAUUUUAAAUAGAAAUUAAAAUACAUUUCAAUUCUAAACAUGAAAUUUAAAAUGUGUUUUGCUUUCAUGAACAUGUUCAUAUUCCCUUUUGUUAAAAUUGCAUAUCAUUACUAUAGUCUUCAUUUUUUAAAUUGUAACUUUAUAUUUGUAAUUGAGUAAGAAUUGAACCUAUGUGACCUCCUUCUCACUCAAAGAUAGAACAGGGGAAACCAUCUGAUGUAGAGAGGGAGGAGGGAAGAGGCUAUAAAAGAUGAGUGAAGAGAAACGGGGGAACUUGGUGGGACUUUUUUGAGGCUUGAAUUUGGGUCUUGGGCUCUUUUAGGGCUCUAGGGGGUUCACUUGGGAACCUGUUGCUUUUGUACUUUGACCUUGUAAAACUUAUGUUGUUUUUUGGAUCUUGUAAAUCCUCUAUAUUUGUUAAAAACCUAAUAAAACCGGUUUGUACUUUGUACAUUUCGACCCAAUUCCUGGUCUCUCUGGUGGUCUCUGAAGGUAUCUGCUUGGUCUUAGAGUAAGAGACACAGCCGGAGAAGGAGCACUGAGAGCAGCAUGGAGGAGAAAAAAAAGACCCCUGGAGCUCAGAAACCGAAAGGAAGAGAGAGACGUCACAGCUGUCAGCAAUGUGAUAAAUCUUUUACAACAUCUGGAGAUUUAAAGCUCCACCAGCGUAUUCACACUGGAGAAAACCCGUACAGCUGUAAAGAGUGUGGGAAAACAUUCAAGAAAUCUGAUCAACUCAAAACACAUCACCGCAUUCACACUGGAGAGAAACCGCACAGCUGUGACGAAUGUGGGAAAACAUUCAUUCAAUCAAGUGAUCUCAAAACACAUCACCGCAUUCACACGGGAGAGAAACCAUACAGAUGUGAAGAGUGUGGGCAAACGUUCACGACAUCAGGUGCUCUCAAAACACAUAAACGUGUUCACACUGGAGAGAAACCGUACAGCUGUGAAGAUUGUGGGCAAACGUUCACGACAUCAGGUGCUCUCAAAACACAUCAACGUGUUCACACAGGAGAGAAACCUUACAGCUGUGAAGAGUGUGGGCUCAUGUUCACGACAUCAGGUGCUCUCAAAAAACAUCAACGUGUUCACACAGGAGAGAAACCGUACAGCUGUGAAGAAUGUGGGAAAAAGUUCACUCAAUCAGGUGCUCUCAAAACACAUCAACGUGUUCACACUGGAGAGAAACCGUACAGCUGUGAAGAGUGUGGGCUAACGUUCACGACAUCAGGUGCUCUCAAAACACAUCAACGUGUUCACACAGGAGAGAAACCGUACAGCUGUGAAGAAUGUGGGAAAAUGUUCACUCAAUCAGGUGCUCUCAAAACACAUCAACGUGUUCACACUGGCGAGAAACCGUACAGCUGUGAAGAGUGUCGGCUAACGUUCAAGACAUCAAGUACUCUCAAAACACACCAACGAGUUCACACAGGAGAGAGACCAUACAGCUGUGAAGAGUGUGGGCAAACUUUCACUCAAUCAGUUCACCUCAAAACACAUAAACGUAUUCACACUGGAGAGAAACCGUACAGCUGUGAAGAGUGUGGGCUAACGUUCACGACAUCAGGUGCUCUCAAAACACAUCGACGCAUUCACCAUGGAGAGAAACCGUACUGGUGUGAAGAGAUGCUGUUUUCUCCCUAACCCAUCAUGUAUUUUCCUAAAUCUGACCAACAGUUUUUUUAUGUUCAAACCAGUGUUCACACUAUGCCAAAACAAGGCCACAGAGAUGCUGUUCCUCCCGAUGUAAUUCAAAUCAUGGUUUUUUAAUAGUCUUUUUAUUCCUUUUAUAAAAUAUUCUAUGUCCAGGAUUAAACUGCUAGCCUCGUUAAGCUGCAUCCGGUAGUUUGUUGAAUAAUCUGUUUGAUUAAUAAAAUGUUGUGACUUAAAGGGGGGGUAUGUAAUUUUGGAGAAACCAGCUCGAGUGCGCUAGAAUUUGAAAGUACACAACCGGAAAAAA